AAGAAAACAGGUUUCUUUCAUUUUUCUUAACCCAAAACAGCUGAACUUUUGAUCUAGUUCAUUUACAGACAAACAAUCGAUUGAGAGAGAAAGCUAGAUUACGAUCCAUGAAUGAUGAGAGUAGCAGCAAUCUGGAGAUGGGGAAAUCCGAGAGAUCUGUGUGGUUGAUGAAGUGUCCUCCUGCUGUUUCCAAGUCAUGGAAAUCUCACUCAGACGCCUCCGAUUCUCAGCCUGUAGCCAAGGUUAUCGUUUCCGUCGAUCCCCUCCGCUCCGAUGAUCCUUCUUCUCUCCAGUUCAUGAUGGAGAUGGCUGACAGUGGUGUCGGCAACCAGCCGAAGAAUUACUCUUUGAAUAUGUUCAAGGAUUUUGUUCCUAUGUCUGUCUUCUCAGAAACAACUCAAGGUAAAGUGGCCGUAGAGGGGAAGGUUGAACACAAGUUUGAUAUGAAACCUCAUAAUACUAACUUGGAAGAGUAUAGUAAAAUGUGCCGUGAGAGAACAAACAAAUCGAAUAUUAAAAAUAGACAAGUACAGGUGAUUGACAAUGACCGAGGAAUGCACAUGAGGCCCAUGCCUGGGAUGGUUGGUUUGAUUUCCUCCAGCUCUAAGGACAAGAAGAAACCAGUGCCUGUUAAGCCAUCAGAUGUGAAGAGAACCAGAAGGGAUCGUGGUGAACUGGAAGAUAUCAUGUUCAAGCUUUUCGAAAGACAACCUAAUUGGGCAUUAAAGCAGUUAGUCCAGGAAACAGAUCAACCUGCUCAAUUCUUGAAGGAGAUACUGAAUGAACUCUGUGUCUACAAUAAAAGAGGAUCUAACCAAGGAACAUAUGAGCUCAAGCCUGAGUAUAAGAAGUCUAUUGAGGAUGCAGGUGCUGAAUGACUUAAUCCUUCCUUCUCUGACUAUAUUAUACUCAAAAUUUGAAUCUAGAUAUGGGUCCAAUUGAAAACUUGCUUAUAAUUUUCGUAAUACAGACCUUAAUCCAUUUGGUAUCAAUGUGCUACACCCAAAAAUGUGAUCAUAAUCUAGAAAAUCAUUUGAAUAA
Messenger RNA from Impatiens glandulifera, 1041 nucleotides. Its product is annotated as transcription initiation factor IIF subunit beta-like. The transcript is spliced from 6 exons. Gene Ontology annotation, cellular component: transcription factor TFIIF complex. Gene Ontology annotation, biological process: transcription by RNA polymerase II; transcription initiation at RNA polymerase II promoter. Bases 108 to 878 code for a protein of 256 amino acids. Lineage: Eukaryota; Viridiplantae; Streptophyta; Magnoliopsida; Ericales; Balsaminaceae. The record is from RefSeq and is a predicted model, not a curated record.